Messenger RNA from Penicillium argentinense, 3039 nucleotides. RefSeq lists its product as uncharacterized. Bases 1 to 3039 code for a protein of 1012 amino acids. Lineage: Eukaryota; Fungi; Ascomycota; Eurotiomycetes; Eurotiales; Aspergillaceae. The transcript has 4 exons. The record is from RefSeq and is a predicted model, not a curated record.
AUGUCCGACCCUACCCGACCAGAGACCGAGGCCGCGGCGAGCCCCUCGCCCGCCAGCGCGGAGGACUCCGCGCCUGCCAAAGAGACGCCUGCCACGAAGCCGCGCAGAAAACUGCCGGGAUGGCUAGACCAUUUCAAUGCGCGCGAUCUGAAAGUGCUAUUCCGUUGCUCCGUGGCGGCCUGGGUCGCGUCGCUGCUGAUCUUUAUCGAGCCGUCGCUGAGAAGUAUCGGUACCGCGGCUUUCUUCGCGACAUUGGUUCUUUUUAUGGUUCCACCGACAGGAAUCGUCUUUAUUUUCAUUCUUGCCGCCCUGACCCUCAUCGUCGGUAUGGCCUGGGGUUGGGUCUGGGGCAUCAUCUCGAUGAAGGCGGCGCUGGCAGCGCGACCGGCAGCUGAGACGCAGGCCCAGCUGCAGAUACUGGGCCAGACGGCCUACUCCCAGGCCAAUGCAACGGGACAGCCUCUGGCAUCGGUGGAGCAGGUGUUGGUCUAUGAAGGGUGGAUGUUGGAUGCCCGCGUGACUGCCGUCUAUUUCUGCAUGAUUUGCUUCAUGAUUUACCUGCUGGCGCGUCUCCGUGCGAAAAACCCCAAGUUCGCACUGUUCCAGAUCUUCGGAACUAUCAGCUUGGAUAUCUUCUUGACAAUCGGUCCGCUCCUCCCUUCCUUUAGUGGAACCAUCCCCAAGGUCUUGAUUGAGCCUGCUGCCAUCGGAAUUGGACUGGGUCUGGCAUCUUCAAUUCUAUUCUUCCCCAAGUCAACUUCUUCCACUGUCCUCGAUGGUAUGGAGGCAGUUGUGCGACUGCUGAAAGGCCCGACUGAUGUGACUUACUCUAGUCUGAUCGAGGGCGAUACCCUGGAGCUGAAAGACCUUAUAAUGCUGAAGAUGAAAACAAUCACCGCUUACAAGAAGAUCGAACCCGCUCUCGGCUUCUUACAGCUGGACUUUUCCGUCGGCCGAUGGAACGCUGACGACGUGAAAAGUUUGAAGCACCCGCUGCGACAGGCGUUGCUAAGCAGCCUGUCUCUCCUGGAAUUCCACAUCGCCCGACUGGGCGGCCAGGCCAAGAUCGAAAAACUGCAUGCGCUGACGACAGACCGCGCCUCUUCAUCCGGCUCCGAUAAGAGCAAGAAGAGCGAGAAGAAGCGACCUCGCGAGGUCGGGAUGCGUCAAUUGAUGGAAAGCGUGAACCUAGUCCAGACCCUCCGCAGCCCCGAGCACGAGUCCCUGCGGAGAGAAAUGCUCGAGGCCAUUCAACCACCAAGCAAGAAGAUCCUGCCUGCCUGUCAGGAGGCGAGUACCAUCAUCGCGGAGAGUGUUCAUGCAGUGAAUUCGGCCCGGUGGUUCGGCCGUUCUUCCCAGACACGAAUGGAUGAGCUUCUUCAGCGCAGCGAGUCGACUCUUGAGACGCUUCAAGGUCUGCGCUCGACGUUCGCCGCCGAGACCACCGAGCGACUCAUCGAGACCUACUCGGAUAUUUUCGAUGAAAACGGCGUCAUCAAAUCCAACGACGAUGCGACGAUGCGCAGGUCCCAGGGUAUCGUUCUGGGAAUGGUCUUUGAGGAACAGGUUCUGGGCAUGGCUGAUGGCUGGGAGCGAGUGCUGGCCCAGCUUGUGGCGCUGAUGAAAGAACGCCAAAGAGUGCGGCUCUGGCUGCCCCGUGGUCUGCGAUAUGCAUACAACUGGGUUUUCCGCCGGAGUGCCGUGGCACCUGUCCUUGCUGCACAAUCACCGGUUGCUGAUCCUGAUGUUGUGGAGGCCCAACUCAACGCAGCUCAGCAAAGUCUUCGAAUUAGCAGAGGGUACAAGGUGAAACAGCGAAGCGGUCUGGGUAAAGCAAUUCUUGGCUCGUACCACUGGUUUAUCAGUGCUGAGGGCAUGUAUGCACUGCGUCUUGUGAUUGUUACGAUCGCCUUGGCUAUCCCUGCUGCCAUUCCCUCCAGUGCCGGUUUUUACUAUCGUGAGAAAGGUCUGUGGGCGCUCAUCAUGGGCCAGACCACGGUUGUCAUUUACAUGUCGGAUUUCUCACUUUCGAUCGUCUCGCGUGCUAUUGGAACUGUCGUUGGUGGUGUCGCCGGUUUAGUGGCGUGGUACAUUGGUUCUGGCAAUGGCAACGGCAAUCCUUAUGGCCUUGCCGCGACCAUGGCAGUUGUUAUCACUUUAUUGAUGUGGGCACGUCUGUUUGCGCCACUGGCCUUGUUGCAGGCGACGAUGAUGGGCGGUGCGACCUGCAUUCUGGUCAUUGGAUACAGUUACGAAGAUACACACUUCCCCGCUUACGGAAAUCCUGGCUGGGGGUAUAAUGUAUUCUGGCGACGACUUGUCCUCGUGCUGGUUGGCUCCGCUGCCGCUCUGAUCGUCCAGGUAUUCCCUCGGCCGCCCUCCGCAGCACGACACAUCUGCAAGUCUCUUUCCAACGCCAUCAGAUCGCUAUCCGACCACUAUGCUCUGUUGCUAUCCUGCUGGGGCCAACCCGAUCGCGACGAAGGUCUCGUCGCCGAACAACUGGCGCUCGACCUCGCUGAGACUUUGGCUUCUUUAGAUGGACCGGUCGCACUGCUCCGUCUGGAAUUCUCAAGCUCCCCCUUUGACAGCGACCGCCUCGCUCAGGUCAAGUCACUGUGCCAGGAACUGAACCAGCACCUUGGCCGACUGCUUUCCCUCUCAGCUUCAUUGCCAGAGCAUUUCCAACAGCGACUCGCUCGGCACGCCGGUUUGCUUGAUAACCGCAACAUUGGCGAUAUCAUGGCUGUUCUGGCGGUCGUGGAACAGGCAUUGAAGACCGGCGAUCCCUUGCCGGAGGUACUUCCCACUCCAUUGUUGAAGCGUUGCUUCGAAUUCUGGAAGGCUCACCAGGUUGAGAUUGAGUUGAGCAAGGACUUGAUGCGGGACGAGAACUAUCGCAAGUUCUGCGUCGCUGUCAGCUCUUAUCUCAAGUUCUUGGGUGCGGUGGAUGAUUUGGUGCUGGUGAUGAAAGGUACACUGGGCGAGUCGCAUGUUGUGAACCGGGAGUUGAUGAAUGAUCUCAAGGUUGCUGUAUAA